CUGAUAAUGCUACUUGCGGGCGCUCUCUGAUUGAAUCAGCAAAAAUGGAAGAAGUCGUAGUUUCCGACGAAGAUUUAAAGAACGCUCAAUGUAACUACGUCGAAGAGUUUUCUACUGGCAACGUCGAUUCAAACACUCAGUUUCGAUAUGCUUACUGUCUCGUUCACAGCCCAGCUAAAUCUGACAUUUUAAAAGGUUUAGACCUUCUACGAGGGUUAUGCCACAGCGGGACAGAUCAAAGAGACUAUCUGUACUACCUAGCAGUAGGGAACUAUAAACUAAAUGAAUACAAGACAGCUUUAAAGUACACAAGCAGAAUAUUACAAAUAGAACCAAACAAUAGACAAGCCUUGACUUUGGAUCAAAAGAUUAAAAGCCAGAUGCAAAAAGAUGGUUUGCUUGGUCUCGGCAUAGUGGGAAGUGCUAUAGUGGUUGGCGGUGCUGCUCUCCUUGUUGGGCUUCUUUCAAGGAAAAAAUGAAUUAAUGGGAAAAUCCACAAUUCCAUCACGGCAUAUAAUAUUCGAACUUCCAAAGCAAAGAAAAGCUUUUCUUUAAAAAAUGUCUAUUAGUUUACAAUUAGCAGAUAUUAGAGUUACACUCGAUAAUGGCCGCAAACGGUUGUUUCAAGUGGAGGCAUUUGGUUCAAAAAAUAUAUACAAUAAAAUGCAUGGAAACUGA
Messenger RNA from Actinia tenebrosa (Australian red waratah sea anemone), 678 nucleotides. RefSeq names its product mitochondrial fission 1 protein. The record is from RefSeq and is a predicted model, not a curated record. Lineage: Eukaryota; Metazoa; Cnidaria; Anthozoa; Actiniaria; Actiniidae. Gene Ontology annotation, biological process: mitochondrial fragmentation involved in apoptotic process; autophagy of mitochondrion; mitochondrial fission. Gene Ontology annotation, molecular function: protein binding. Gene Ontology annotation, cellular component: mitochondrial outer membrane; peroxisomal membrane.